AUGACCACCGCUGCUGGUGUGGACACCGCGCAAGAUGCGGAAGAACAUCAACUCUCGCAGCGGCUCUUCGGGAAAUGGUCGCACGAUACCGCAAACGUGAUGGAUGAGGAGGGCGACGAGGACUUGGAGCACGUCGAGGAUACCCAGCUUUUUACGCUCGACACCGCAGCGCCUGCACAGGCGCGCAGUGCACAACCCGCGAUAAAAUCCUUUGUAUGGGUCGAUGAGGACGACGAGCGGAUCUCUGUUCCGCUUGUUGGCCGUGAUGCGCGCGCGCCCGACGGCAGUGCGCGCGGCACAAAACGAUUGCGCAAACUUCGUGCGGGCCCCGACGAGCGCGUCGUUUCCGGCGCAGAGUACCAAACAAGGCUGCGGAAACAGUUUGAGCGCCUGCAUCCCCGCCCAGCAUGGGCCAUGGUUGGCCGGCAGGAUCGCACACAAGACACGGGCGCAUGGAACGCGCCGCUCUUGCGCGAUUUGCUGAGCAGCAGUACGGGCCUGGUCGGUACGCAUUCUUCUCGCGCGCAUGUGCACUCCUCGCGCCUCGAAGUAGAGCGUUUGCGCGACGCAAACGAGGCACUGGGGCGCUCAGUCGAGCCAGCAGCUAUUGAGCAUGUACAAUUCCAUCCCAGCCCACGCACGCAUGUCCUGCUCACUGCUUCCAGAGACCGUCGCACGCGCCUUUUUCAGGUCAAUGGCAAAGACAAUCCGCUGCUGGAGACGCUGCAUGUCCCGGAUAUGCCGAUCAAGACUGCGCUAUUUAACCCUGCCGGCACGUCUGUGGUCAUUGCCGGGCCGCGUCCCUACUUGUAUGCGUACGAUAUCCGCACCGGCAAAACGACCCGCUCGAGUCCCUGGCGCGGCGCCGGCAAGAUUGUAUCGAGCGCCGCUGCAACCGAGGCCGAUGCCGGCGCGGAGCGUGACCUGAGCUUUAUUUGUUUCGCCCCUGGCUCCGCCUCGAAGCUCGUCGCCAUCGGCGGGCGCCGCGGCCAGGUCCAUUUGCUGGAUUGGGGUGCAGGUGCUACGGGCCAAACGGGCGGGCAGCGGAUUGGCGAGCUGCGUAUGAAUGCGCCGCUGGCCGGCAUGGCAUGGGACCCCAAUGCAGAGGAGCGGCUGCUGACGCUGUCGAGUGAAGGACGUGUACAUAUCUGGGAUAUCCGCAGUCGAGCGUGCCCCGUCACGGCCUAUGACCCGAGCCUUUUUGGCGCAAAAGGACUCGAAAUUUCUCCAAGCGCCGCUGUGGGAACGCACUGGGCAAUUGGCUCCGCAUCGGGCGUCGUCAACGUGUACGGCGGCGAUACCGAGAAAGGGACAGGGAGCGCCGCAUUGGACACGCUCGCCGCGACGCCAGCGACUGCCUCCGUCACCGAAGAUGUGCAGCUCAGUGCGGCACGAUCGCUCGGCAAUUUGACCACUGCAGUGACCAGCAUGUGCUACAGCCACGAUGCACAAUUGCUGGCUAUCGCAAGCAGGAACAAGAAGGAUGCGCUGCGCAUGGUGCAUGUCCCGACGCUGCACACGUAUUCCAAUUGGCCCACAGCGGGCACACCUUUGGGGCACGUCACGGCAUUGAGCUUUGCCGCACAGAGCCAGUACUUGGCGCUUGGCAAUAGCCGCGGGCGAGUACUAUUGUAUGCCAUGCGGCCCUAUCUAUAG
This is a messenger RNA of Malassezia vespertilionis, 1656 nucleotides long. It is a transcript of the gene UTP18, whose product is annotated as U3 snoRNP protein. Gene Ontology annotation, molecular function: protein binding. Gene Ontology annotation, biological process: rRNA processing. Gene Ontology annotation, cellular component: Pwp2p-containing subcomplex of 90S preribosome; small-subunit processome. The transcript has a single exon. The coding region runs from base 1 to 1656 and encodes 551 amino acids. Lineage: Eukaryota; Fungi; Basidiomycota; Malasseziomycetes; Malasseziales; Malasseziaceae. The record is from RefSeq and is a predicted model, not a curated record.